AUGCCAGAGGUAUCCACAGAAGAGCUCCCCAGCAGCCCCCGCUGUGAGAGCCAAGUGACCCAGGCUGCUGGGCCGCUGGCUCCCAGGAGCGGCAGGACAAUGGUCACAGGAGGCGGGGGCUACCUGGGAUACAAUCUGGGAUGUGCCCUUGUUAGCUCGGGAAUUGCUGUCGUGCUGUUUGACGUGCAGAAGCCUAAAUGGGAAAUCCCAAGCGGAGCGGAUUUUUUCAAGGGUGAUGUGAGGGAUUAUGAAGCAGUGUUCAAAGCUUGUGAAGGAGUGGACUGUGUUUUCCAUGUAGCUGCAUGCGGAAUGUCGGGAUCAGAACAACUUCAAAAGAAAGAUCAGAUUGAAUCCAUAAAUGUUGGUGGCACAAAAAUAAUAAUUGAUGUCUGCAAACAAAGAAAUAUCCCUAGACUGAUAUAUACCAGUACAGUGAAUGUGGUGUUUGGAGGGAAUCCUAUUGAAGAAGGAGAUGAAGAAACUGUACCAUAUUUUCCACUGGAAAAGCAAUUUAAUCAUUAUUCCAGAACCAAGGCCAUUGCAGACCAAAUGGUUCUUGCUGCUAAUGGAACUUUACUCAAAGGAGGGGACAAGCUCCACACGUGUGUGCUUCGCCCGCCGGGCAUCUACGGACCAGAAGAGCAGCGGCACCUGCCUCGAGUAGCCAUAAAUAUCCAGCGAAGACUUUUAAACUUCAAGUUUGGGAAUCACAAAGUCCAGAUGAACUGGGUUCACAUAGGAAAUCUAGUGCAAGCUCAUUUACUGGCUGCUGAGGCUCUCACCUCUGAGAAGGGCUACGUAGCUAGUGGUCAGGCUUAUUACAUCCACGAUGGUGAAAAUGUCAUCUUCUCUGAGUGGAUCGUGCCUUUGUUUGAAAAAUUAGGCUACAGGAAACCUUGGAUACAUAUUCCUGUUCUCCUGGUUCAUAUAGCAGCCACUGUGAUGGAAUAUCUGCACCUGAUACUAAAGCCAGUUUUUAGCUUUACACCUUUCUUGACAAGGAAUGAGGUGUGGAAUGUCACCGUAACUCACACUUUCCGAAUAGACAAGGCACGAAAUCAACUCGGUUACAAACCAAAGAAAUUCUCAUUCGCUGAUUCUGUGGAACAUUAUCUAAAAACACGACCUACCUGCCAAGAAGAUCACAGAUUCCUUAAAAUGGUGUUUGUUUUUGUCAGUUUGUUAAGUUUGAUCAUUCUUUCUUUCUUCUAA
Hirundo rustica (Barn swallow) is the source of this 1212-nucleotide messenger RNA. Its product is annotated as putative short-chain dehydrogenase/reductase family 42E member 2. NCBI's taxonomy places the organism in Eukaryota, Metazoa, Chordata, Aves, Passeriformes, Hirundinidae. The record is from RefSeq and is a predicted model, not a curated record. Bases 1 to 1212 code for a protein of 403 amino acids. The transcript has 11 exons. Gene Ontology annotation, biological process: steroid biosynthetic process. Gene Ontology annotation, molecular function: 3-beta-hydroxy-Delta5-steroid dehydrogenase (NAD+) activity.